This is a messenger RNA of Tribolium madens (black flour beetle), 625 nucleotides long. RefSeq names its product low molecular weight phosphotyrosine protein phosphatase 1-like. Gene Ontology annotation, molecular function: acid phosphatase activity; non-membrane spanning protein tyrosine phosphatase activity. Lineage: Eukaryota; Metazoa; Arthropoda; Insecta; Coleoptera; Tenebrionidae. Gene Ontology annotation, biological process: protein dephosphorylation. The transcript is spliced from 4 exons. The coding region runs from base 106 to 597 and encodes 163 amino acids. Gene Ontology annotation, cellular component: cytoplasm. The record is from RefSeq and is a predicted model, not a curated record.
AGUAUAAUUUUUGUUUAUAUUUUAUUAAAGCAGUUUCACACUUGACUAACCGAGUGGGAAAAAAUUUGACAGUCGUUUCCAACCUCACUUUUUUGUUGUUUGUGUAUGUUUGAAACCAUGUCAAGCACGAAAGGGGCCCUUUUCGUAUGUCUCGGUAACAUUUGUCGGUCCCCAAUUGCCGAAGCAGUCUUUUUGCAUUUAAUCAAAGAAAGGGGCACUAGCGAUCAGUGGAAAGUGGAUAGUGCGGGUCUUGGGGGUUGGCAUUCCGGUAAUUUACCCGAUUCACGCGCUAGAGCUACGUUAAAAAAACAUCAAAUUGAGUACAAUAACACUGCACGUCAAAUAACUCCUGAGGAUUAUUACGAGUAUGAUUACAUUUUCGGUAUGGAUAAAAAUAAUAUUUCCGGGUUGAAAAGGGACGCACCGUCGGAUUCAAAAGCUAAAAUUUUGUUAUUGGGGGAUUUUGACCCUGAAGGUGAUAACAUUAUCAGGGAUCCAUAUUACGAUUCCGGGUCUGAAGGGUUUGAGAAGUGUUAUCAACAGUGUUGGAGGUCUUGUAAGGCCUUUUUAGAUAAAGUACAGAACGGAGAAAUUUAGACAAUUAGUUAUUAAAAAUUUGUCUUGA